Messenger RNA from Lipotes vexillifer (Yangtze River dolphin), 2034 nucleotides. The record is from RefSeq and is a predicted model, not a curated record. Lineage: Eukaryota; Metazoa; Chordata; Mammalia; Artiodactyla; Lipotidae.
AUGCUGUGGAACUGGAGUAAAUACCAGAGCAGUGAGAAGAUGCAGUGGCGGGUCUACAAAGGAAUCCCCCCACACGUUCAAGGUCAGGUAUGGUCUCUCCCGUUGGAUGUGGAGAAGGUGAAAGCAGAGACAAAGGGAAAUACCACAUACAGCCUGUCCACCUGUUCAGGGGCAGCACUGACAGGCCAGGUCAUCAGAAGCUUGGGGGGAGGGCUGCACCUCGGGGACCCCUUGCCCAUCCCCAGUGCUUUCCUGGCACCUCCCAGGCUCACAGCUCACAGGCCCGCCUGGCAGGAAGGCCCUGCACAACCCCCCUGCUGCCCAUCCCGUCUGGCCCAGUGCAGACACUGGAUCCAGAGAUGGAUAGAUGCCACCUGGAAUCAAAAUAAGCCCUCCCGGACAGCUGAGCGGGGGGAGGGGCAGAGUCACACAGCAAGGGAUAGAAACCAGGGGGGAAAGAGCAAGGAGACACCCACAGAAACCAUGAAAGGAGAAGGCAAAGCCAAACCUGAAUCAGGACAAGAAACAGGUCUUUUCCCAUUGCCCCAGAGAGGCCCCUGCACCCGUCCUGUUCGCACCGCUCAGCCCCGCCUCUCCACCGAGGGUACCCCCAGGUCACAUAGCCCGGGGAGGCUGCUCUGUGUGCCCAGACAGUGUAGGAGCAGCAGGGGAAAUGCAGCAGGAGUGGGUGUAACGGUGGUGGUCACGCUUCUACAAGCAGCCCGAAAACACGCGUCACUCGUGACCCGCCCUGGCUUCAGAAACAAGCAAAAUGAGCUUUCUACCGAAACAGCUCACGUUCCGCGGUCGGCCCAGCGCCCGCUCUCUCGCGGUACUUGUGGCUGUCGGUACGGGUUCGGCUUGACGCUGGCCCCGCCCACAGGGAAUGAAAGGCUGUACGCCCCGGCAGCAAGCCCUGUUCCAUGUGCUGGCGGCCUACUCCAUGUAGACACUGUGAGUGUACCCAAGCUCAGGCCCUGCCCCUUCCAGGGGGUCUUCACGCUGGUCAGUACGCAGGCGCACAGGGUCACAGAGAUGAUGCAGGGGGCUCCCCAGUCUCAGACUGAGACGGAAAGGCUGGGGUGCAGACCUCUGCUUUUCAGAACAGAAACGGCCCCCUACUCCUGGGUUGCACGAGCCCCACGCUUGGCAGGGCUGCCAGGAGGUGGGCACUGCCAGAGCAUGAAACAGGUUGUGGCCGUCCUGCUGAUGUUCCUGAGCAAGGAGGACACCUUCUGGGCGCUGGUCCAGCUGAUGACUGACGAGAAGCACGCCACGCAUGGUAGGUGCCUGAUGUGGACUGCUGGGUGUGCCUCAGGGCCAGGUGUCUCCCCGCAGAGUUCCCCUGGCAGCAGGGCUGGCGGGGACCCCAGCCCAGUCCAUCUCUCCAUCAGCGAAGGGCCCUGGCUCCCCACGCUGCCCUCUGGGCCCUCAGUCCCGGCCACAUCUAGACAACUCUCCCUUCCCUGCUGGUCCUUCUGCCUCAUGCCUGCCACCCCCCAGUGCCCUCCGAACCCAUGGCCAGACAAAGCCCCACAGCACCCCCUCCUGUGCCCCCAGCCUGGAUGCCAAGCCCAGGAAACAGCCAGGCACACUCCUGUCCCCCACCCCGUGGGCCGCACACCCUGUCCCUUACUACCGGGACCCCCAUCCCACACUGUGGCUGCUCUGGGGAGGGCGAGUGCCAGGACCAAAUGCCCGCCCGGCCCUCAGCCCAGGGCACCAGCUGAGCUGGGCCUCCAGGAGUGGGGCCUGUGCCCCGGCCUCACAAGCUGUCCUGCCCGGGAAGGGCAUGACGAGGAGCAGGUGUCCACGGGGAUUUACACCACCAAGUGGUUCCUUCAGUGCUUCAUCGACCGGGAGUUCCUGCAGGACACUCUGUCCCAGGUCUGGGCCCUGGAAGAUGACACAGUGCUCAGGCAGCUGCAGGCCUCAAUGGCUGAGCUAUGCAGGAUGAAGUGUGACUUGCUCCCCCGCCAGAUGGGCUCAGCUGCGGUCUCCUCCCGAGUCACCCUCUGGGGCAGUGAGCAGUAG